UAUAAAGUAACAGCCCUUCAAUCUUCAUAUACCCUCAAGAAAACAAACGAAAUCUUAUCAAUGAUGAUGUUCAGAAACGAAAAAGAUAUUGCCGAGAAAAUUUAUUUCAUUGGAUUUGUUGGGGGAAAUUAGAACGACGCGUGUGGAUUCUCGAGGAAGAAGAUGAAGUUCUGCAAGAAGUACGAGGAGUAUUUGCGAGGUCAGGAGAAGAAACUGAAACUACCUGGAUUUCAGUUCAAGCGGCUCAAGAAGAUUCUGAAGAAUUGUAGCAGAGAUUUUCAGUCUCGACAUCGCCAUGGCGAUGACGUUUGCUCCGCCAUCGCCGUUCAGAGGUGUCCAGAUCACUGUUCAGUGUGCGACGGUACUUUCUUCCCCUUCCUUCUCAAGGAAAUGUCUGCAAUAGUUGGCUGCUUUAAUCAGCGAGCACAGAAAUUGCUUCAGCUGCACCUCGCUUCUGGCUUUAGAAAACAUCUUUUAUGGUUCAAAGGCAAACGGGACAGUGACCAUACUUUCUUAGUUCAAGAAGGGAAGGAAUUGGUUAAUUAUGCAUUGAUGAACGCCAUUGCAGUUAGGAAGAUCUUGAAGAAAUACGAUAAGAUUCAUUACUCCAAACAAGGGCAAACUUUCAAGUCACAAGCUCACAGUAAGCACAUUGAGAUCCUGCAAUCUCCAUGGCUAUCAGAGCUUAUAGCAUUCCACAUUAACCUGAAGGAGACACCACACAGAUCUAAGAGGAUUUCUUCAGUAUUGGAGGAAUGUUCCCUUGCAAUUACUGAUGGAAAGCCAUCACUUACUUGUGAGCUCUUCGAUUCAAUCAAACUCGACAUCGACUUGGAGUGUUCCAUAUGUUUGGACAUAGUAUUUGAUCCUGUUUCUCUCACUUGCGGCCAUAUAUUUUGCCACAUGUGUGCUUGCUCGGCAGCUUCAGUAACCAUAGUUGAUGGACUAAAGUCCGCAAAUCCAAGAGCAAAGUGCCCACUCUGCCGUCAGGCAAAGGUUUACGAAGGUGCUGUUCAUUUGGAAGAGCUCAGUAUUCUAUUAAGGCGAAGCUGCCCUGAGUACUGGGGGAAACGUCUCCGAACUGAAAGGGCAGAGAGAGUUAAGCAAGCAAAGGAGCAUUGGGAAUCCAUGUCUCGAGCAUUCAUGGGAGUCUAGUUAGUACCCCUUUUACUUUUUAUUAGAAUUUCACAGUAGUUUAAGCCACUUGAAAAGGUUCCCAGAAGUUGAUCCCGUUUGUGGAAAUUAAGGGUAUUUUG
Molecule: messenger RNA, 1256 nt
Organism: Cucurbita maxima (winter squash)
Lineage: Eukaryota; Viridiplantae; Streptophyta; Magnoliopsida; Cucurbitales; Cucurbitaceae
Product: probable E3 ubiquitin-protein ligase BAH1-like 1
Exons: 8
Coding region: 163-1155 (330 amino acids)
Source: RefSeq, a predicted model, not a curated record